UCCGGCGCGGCUCCUGCGCGCCAGCAUGGACCGUAACCCGUCGCCUCCGCCGCCUAGCUGCGAUCAGGAGGACGAGGAGGACCUGGCCGGGGGAGACUGCAUUGGGAACACGGUCUACAGCAAGCACUGGCUCUUCGGCGUCCUCAGCGGGCUCAUCCAGAUUGUCACACUUGAAAGUGACAAGUCCGGCUCCAAUGAUGAUGAGCAACAGAUGGAGCUUGCUGAAGAAAUGGAGAAUGAGAUUUGCAGAGUCUGGGAUAUGUCCAUGGAUGAGGAUGUGGCUUUAUUUCUCCAAGAAUUUAAGGCUCCUGACAUAUUCAUGGGAGUGCUGGCCAAAUCCAGGUGUCCCCGAUUAAGAGAAAUCUGUGUGGGAAUUUUAGGGAAUAUGGCUUGUUUCCAGGAGAUAUGUGUGUCCAUCAGCAGCUGCGAGGAUCGUGGGCAGGUGAUUCUGCAGUGUUUGUGUGACUCGGACCCACCCACUCUGCUGGAAACCAGCAGGUUGUUGCUUACUUGCCUUUCCCAGACAGAAGUGGCCAGUGUCUGGGUUGAAAGGAUCCGGGAACAUCCAUCUAUUUACGCUAGUGUUUGCUUCAUCAUGUCAAGUUCGACAAAUGCUGACUUGCUGGUGAAGGUGGGGGAGGUCGUGGACAAGCUCUUCGACUUGGAUGAAAAACUCAUGUUGGAGUGGAUUAGAAAUGGGAGUGCCCCGCUUCUGGACCAACCCCGUCAGGACUCUGAAGAGCAGCCAGUGUUUUCGAUUGUCCCCUGUGUACUGGAAGCUGCCAAACAAGUACGUUCUGAAAACCUGGAAGGGCUGGAUGUUUACAUGCACAUCUUACAGCUGCUUACCACAGUGGAUGAUGGAAUUCAGGCAAUUGUACAGUGUCCUGAUACUGGAAAAGCCACAUGGAAUUUCCUUUUUGACCUGGUGUGCCAUGAGUUCUGCCAAGCGGGUGAGCCGCCCAUCAUCCUGCAGGAGCAGAAGACAGUGCUGGCGUCUGUGCUGUCGGUACUGACUGCCAUCAGUGCUUCCCAGUCCCAGCAGGAGCACCUGGACAGAGAAGAAGUGGCUCUUCCCCUAAUUGACAGCCUAAUUCGGGUGAUACAAAAUAUGGAACAUUGUCAGAAGAAACCAGAGAACUCCACAGAGUCCGACACAGAAGAGCCCACAACCCAAGAUGACUUCCAUAUGAAGAUCCUGAAGGAUAUUUCAUGUGAAUUCCUUUCUAAUAUUUUUCAGGCGUUAACAAAGGAAACCGUGGCUCAGGGACUGAAGAAGGGCCAGUUAAGCAAACAGAAAUGUUCCUGUGUGUUUCAGAGCCUCCUGCCCCGCUACAGCCCUGUGGUGGAAGGCUUCAUUCAAGUUCUACGGGACGUUGAUAAGACUCUCGCCGAGGACCUGGACGAAAGCUUUCCGAGUGUGAAGGCUCAGACCUAAGUUGGAGUUUCUGCUGUCCAAGGAAUAAACUAUGUCUUUUUCGGUUUAAAGUUGGCAUUUGGAAGAUAGUUUAGAUGAACGUUGACCAUGUCAUAAUUUCUCCGUGCUACCCUGAGCCCCCUUGCCCCCUGUUUAUCCACUUUCAUUUGCACUGGUCACUAGACAUUCACCACUGUCACCUCCCUCUCCUCCACGCUGAUCGUAUGUUACUACUGUCCAUUGUCAAAGCAGAGGUUCUUUUUUGAAUAUUAGAGUAGAUAAGGAUUGUCUUUGUGAGUAGAUUUAGCUGCAGCCAACAGAAACCCUGGUACAGUAGCUUCUCCGGUAUCUCUGUGUCUCCUGCGUAAAUACAGAGACCCUCAAUGCAAACCAGAGAAGUGUCUCCCCUUUUCCUGUCCCCGUGGCCCACUGUGCAGAUCUUUGCACAUACUUGACAGUGAGGCCUGGGCUAUGUCUUCCAUCCAGGGGUGAAAAGGAAGAGGCGUUCUAGAAAGUUUUGCCAGCUUUCCCUGGCCUCUGUUGGGCGUUGUAUUUAAUGUCCCAAUCCUCCCUGCACUCUGAGAGGUCACGUGUGCCUGGCUUGGAGAGCCAGCCUGCUGAUACACUAGUGGUUCUGCGAGCAUCUAGCAAGCUGUGUGGACUUCUCCUGAUUGUUAGUGACAACAUGGGAGCGUUAGUUACUGUCUUAGUUAGGGUUUCUCUUGGCUGUGAAGAGAUGCCAUGGCC
Messenger RNA from Onychomys torridus (southern grasshopper mouse), 2164 nucleotides. It is a transcript of the gene Saal1, whose product is annotated as serum amyloid A like 1. The coding region runs from base 26 to 1438 and encodes 470 amino acids. The record is from RefSeq and is a predicted model, not a curated record. The transcript has 12 exons. Lineage: Eukaryota; Metazoa; Chordata; Mammalia; Rodentia; Cricetidae.